Molecule: messenger RNA, 5268 nt
Organism: Mastomys coucha (southern multimammate mouse)
Lineage: Eukaryota; Metazoa; Chordata; Mammalia; Rodentia; Muridae
Gene: Plekhg2
Product: pleckstrin homology and RhoGEF domain containing G2
Exons: 19
Coding region: 1039-5079 (1346 amino acids)
Molecular function (GO): guanyl-nucleotide exchange factor activity
Source: RefSeq, a predicted model, not a curated record
GUGAGCCGCCGCGGCGGCCAGGGGGAGGAGAAGCCUCGGGCGGCCGCCCCCCGCCCCACAUCUGGGACCCGACCCUCCCCGCCCCAGAUGCCGCCCCCAGAACCCCAGGACGCUCAUCGCGCAGCCCGAGGCGUCCAUAGGGUCGAACCCAGGCGUCGGGGACCUCUGUCCCGCGUUUUAAGAGACCCUCAAGCCCCGGCUCCCGCACAGGGGCCGGGACCUCUGAUGCCCAGCGCCCCCUUCUGGAGGAGCCCGGGGCUCGGGAAGUCAGCCCCGAGGCUGGAGGCUCGUCCCGCACCCGGCUUCGAAGACCGUAGGAUCUGUGGCCGUGCAUCCCUCCCACGGGGUCCCAACUCUGAGUCCAAGACCCCCUCCUGGAGCCACUUGGGGACAGGACCUCGCGCCUCGGCUUAGGGCUGCAGCAUCCAUCACCUCCUGGAGACCGAGGAGUUAGCCCGUCCUCACGGUCCCUCCCGGAGGUGACUUCAUCCCUGCCCCUCGGUUCUGGAAACUCUGGAAUCCCAGUGCCCCCGACUACACACAGCCCUACCUAGAAGACUUGAGGAAUUUGGGUUCCCCAGCGCCCGGGUCUGAGACUCGAGUAGAGGUUACAGCAUCUUCUAUUUAGAACACCGAGACUUCGGACUCUGGAUCCCAACUCUCCCCGGAUUCUGGAGUCCGAGAACCCCAAGUUCACGACCUUAAGUCUGGGUUGCGAGCCUCCCCAGGGAGCGCGCGUUACGAUCCAGACGCGCGGGACUCCCGACCCCAAAGCCCGUGGCUCCCCGGGAGGUGAGGGGAGCGAGGGGCCCGGGGCUGGGGGAGGGGGCGGCGCCGAAGCGGAACAAUGAGGGGGCGUGCCGGCGGGGGGUAGCGGAGGCGCCGGCUGGAGUUGGGGGCUGCAACUGCACAGGGGAGGACCCAACGGUGGGGACCGCGGUUGGGGCGCCGAGGGACCGACUGGAGCUGGGUGGAGGACUCGGGGGCCAGCGCCCCAGUGCGCCGUCCUGGGCGGGGUCCGAGUUGUGUCAGUCAACCAUGCCCGAGGGAGCCCGGGGACUCAGCCUGUCCAAACCCAGCCUUAGGCUCGGGUGUGGCCACCAAGGUGAAGUUUGCGACUGCGCAGCUGGGAGUGAUACUCCAACAGCUCGGGCAGCCCCCACCAUGGCUUCUCCAAGGGGUUCUGGCAGCUCCACCUCUUUGAGCACUGUGGGCUCUGAGGGGGACCCAUCUCCAGCCUGCUCAGUCUCCAGGCCAGAGCCCCUGCCUGAGCCCCCCAUACGCCUGCACCUGUCGCCUGUGGGAAUCCAGGGUUCAGUGAAGCCCUCCAGGCUGGAACGCGUGGCCAGGGAGAUUGUGGAGACAGAGCGGGCAUAUGUCCGGGACCUUCGCAGCAUCGUGGAGGACUACCUGGGCCCUCUGAUGAAUGGCAGGGCCCUAGGGCUGAACAUGGAGCAGGUGGGCACGUUGUUUGCCAACAUCGAGGACAUCUAUGAGUUUAGCAGCGAGCUCCUGGAGGACCUGGAGGGCUGCAACAGUGCAGGGGGCAUCGCCGAGUGCUUUGUGCAAAGGAGCGAGGAUUUUGACAUCUAUACCUUGUACUGCAUGAACUACCCAAGCUCCCUGGCCCUGCUCCGAGAGCUGUCACUGUCCCCACCAGCCACUCUGUGGCUGCAGGAGCGUCAGGCCCAGCUCCGCCACUCCCUGCCUCUGCAGAGCUUCUUGCUGAAGCCUGUUCAGCGCAUCCUGAAGUACCAUCUCCUGCUGCAGGAACUGGGCAAGCACUGGGCAGAGGGCCCGGACACUGGAGGGCGAGAGAUGGUGGAGGAAGCUAUUGUGUCCAUGACUGCAGUGGCCUGGUACAUCAAUGACAUGAAGCGCAAGCAAGAGCAUGCUGCACGCCUGCAGGAAGUGCAGCGGCGGCUGGGUGGCUGGACUGGCCCCGAGCUCAGCGCCUUUGGAGAGCUAGUGCUGGAAGGCACCUUCCGUGGGGGAGGUGGGGGAGGCCCCAGGCUUCGUGGGGGUGAGCGCCUGCUCUUCCUGUUCUCCCGGAUGCUGCUGGUAGCCAAGCGUCGGGGGCCUGAAUACACCUACAAGGGCCACAUCUUUUGUUGUAACCUCAGUGUAAGUGAGACGCCUCGAGACCCCUUGGGAUUUAAGGUGUCGGAUCUGACCAUCCCCAAGCACAGACACCUGUUUCAGGCCAAGAACCAAGAGGAGAAACGGCUGUGGAUCCACUGUCUCCAGCGCCUCUUCUUUGAGAACCACCCGGCUUCCAUCCCUGCCAAGGCAAAGCAAGUUCUCUUGGAAAACAGCCUACACUGUGCUCCCAAAAGCAAACCUAUCCCAGAACCCCCAACGUCCCCACUGGACUCUCCCCGGCCGCGAGACGCUCCAAGUUUUACCCCUGGCAGAAGAAACCCAGCUCCGUCUCCAAGACUCUCUGGUAGUCGCCGUGGCCGCAGGCAGUCUGAGCCGGCAAAGGAACCUUAUGUCAUUUUUCCCCAGAACGAUAAGCCUCAAGUCAAGCAUGCUGGCAGUGAAGGGGAACUCCACCCCCCAUCAGAGUUGCAGCCACCAGUGUCUGCUUCUGGCCCUCCUGAAGACCUGGAGGAUGCUGGGCCUCCCACAUUGGACCCAUCGGGGACUUCCAUAACUGAGGAAAUUCUAGAACUGCUGAACCAGAGAGGCCUCAGGGACUCGGGGCCAGCCACCCACGACAUUCCCAAGUUCCCCAGAGACUCCAGGGUGCCAGUUGAAAGUGAACCCCUCCCGUUCCAAGCCCUGCCAAGCCGAGAGUCUUCAGAAGAGGAGGAGGAUGAAGAGCUGGAGACAGAUGACCGGGAGCCUUCCCCACUCCAUGUGUUGGAGGGGCUGGAAGGUCCCAGUGCAACUGAAAUUCCCUGCAUUCCCAGCCUUUCUAAGAUUCCCAGCGACAUGCCCAGCCUUCCAGAAAUUCCCGAGGUUCCCUGCCUUCCAAGUUUCUCUGACAUCCCUGGUGUUUUUGAGGUGCCCUGCCUUUCACCCAUGUCCAGUGUGUCUGACAUUCCCAGCUUGGCCAACACCCCCUCUUUCCCCUGUGGCUCCUGGCUCCCUGGACCCCUGCAGGAGGCAGCCCAGCCUCAAGCCACCAGGAGGGAACUGUUGACUGGGAACAAUCCAGAAAGACUGAGUGAGCCACCCUCAGAAAGCAGAGAAGGGCAGGAGGAAGACACAGAGGGCGUGUCAUUCCCAGCUGUGCAGACCGAGGCUGGCACCCCAGUCCAAGGAUUCCCGGAAGAACUGGAAUACCGCUCUUGUUCAGAAAUCCGAAGUGCCUGGCAAGCACUGGAGCAAGGGCAGCUGUCCCGGCCUGGCUUCCCAGAACCUCUGCUGAUCCUGGAAGACUCUGAUCUUAGUGGAGGCAGCACCAGCGGGAAGGCAGGAAUGCCACAUUCAGAGCGGUCAGCGUCACGGGUGCGAGAGUUGGCUCGGCUCUACAGUGAGCGGAUCCAGCAGAUGCAGAGAGCUGAGACUAGGGCAUCCACCAAUGCACCCCGCCGCAGACCUCGAGUCCUGGCCCAACCCCAGCCAUCCCCUUGCCCACCCCAGGAAGAGGCUGAACCAGGGGCCCUGACUGCAUUUGGACAUGUGCUUGUAUGUGAGCUGGCCUUCCCACUGAACUGUGCCCAGGAGUCUGUCCCUCUGGGCCCUGCUGUUCUGGUUCAAGCUGCUACACCUUUGAGUACUCGAGGAAAUGACCUGAGUAGCCAGAGUCUAAAUGUUUCCGAUUUGCCCAAGCAAGAUCGUCUGAGUGAUACCUGCAUUCCACCUCCCAUCCCUUUACCUGGGCAAAGCAACUUCCAGAACAUCCAGGUUCCAUCUACAUCGUCCCUUUUGCCCAAGCAAGAUCCUCCAGAUGUCCAGGCCCCAGCUGCCACAACCCUGCCUGAUACUAGUCAGCUACAAAGCCAAGUUCCAGCUGCCACUCCUUCUAUGGAGCAUAGAAACUACGUGGAGAUCCAGGUUCAGUCCACCACUUCCCUUCCUGUCCAAGAGUGUCAGGCAGACUUCCAGAUGCCAAACACUGUGGCAUUGCCCGAGCAAGAAGGUCAUGAAGACAGCCAAAACCCAAACGAUGUCCUAGGAGCUGAGCAGAGAGAUGUCAGCGUUGAUCAGGACCUAACUGCUGUCGGUGGCCGAGCUGUCAGCCCUUUGCCGGUGUGUACAAGCAGCUCUAACCAUCAGAUCCCAGCCACCACCCCACUGCCACUGUCACCUGACUUCCCAGACAUGGAGGGUCCUGGUGCCAUAUCUGUGCCCACACAGGGAGGUGACCUGGACUUCUGUAUCCCAUGCAACCCUCUACCAUCUUUGUCCCAAGAUAUUCAGGUGCCAGCCGUCAUCCCCUUGUCCCAGCCACAAAGCCUUACAGACAGGGCCAAAGUGCCCCUGUCUUUCCCCAAGCAGGAAGAAGCUCCAGAGUUUCUGGGUCCAGAGCCCAGGCUCACAGACACACCAGCUCCCAGACUCUUACCUACACCGGGCCAACAGAACACCACAGAUGACCAUGUUUCAGUAGCUGCCUUGCCUUUGACUGAACAAGAAUGCUCUCGGGAUCUUCAAGGCCUAAUAACUUCCUCGGUUCAGACACCUGUGGAGUUACCCAUACCAAGGGGUUUAGUCUCUCGCGUUGCCACAUCAGAGUCUUUGGAGCUGACCCCACCACAUAGCCCCUCGCUCUCCACUCGCCAGCUCCUGGGCCCCAGUGCAGCUGCCCUCUCAAGGUACCUGGCAGCUUCAUACAUCAGCCAGAGCUUGGCUAGACGCCAGGGAUCUGGGGGCGAGGGCACAGUAGCCUCCCAGAGUCACUGGUCCUCCUCUGCCCCCACAUCACGGGCACCCUCGCCUCCACCUCAGCCCCAGCCUCCAGCCCCUCCAGCCAGGAGGCUCAGCUAUGCCACCACAGUUAGUAUUCAGGUAGGAGGUGGUGGGAGGCUACGACCAGCUAAAGCUCAGGUCCGGCUAAACCACCCUGCUCUCUUGGCAGCCCCCCACCCAGGAGCCUGUGGGCCUUCCCAGGGCCCAGGAGGCUCUUGAUGCCGCUUUCCGUAUGUAAGCCUGGACAUUAGACUUCAUAAGCUUCAAGAACUUUCCCCAUUCUUAGGACAUGCAGAGUCUGGACACAGGUCCAGAAAUGGCUGUAGCUUUCUAGCCCCAGGGAUCUGUGGCCACAGAUGGCCUUCCUGAGGUCGUGGUUAUUUUGUUAAUUAAUUUUAUGAAAUGCUG